Carassius auratus (goldfish) is the source of this 599-nucleotide messenger RNA. RefSeq names its product CMRF35-like molecule 5. Bases 1 to 555 code for a protein of 184 amino acids. Gene Ontology annotation, cellular component: plasma membrane. Gene Ontology annotation, molecular function: transmembrane signaling receptor activity. NCBI's taxonomy places the organism in Eukaryota, Metazoa, Chordata, Actinopteri, Cypriniformes, Cyprinidae. The record is from RefSeq and is a predicted model, not a curated record. The transcript has 3 exons.
AUGAUGGAGACCUGUGAUGAUAAACUCCUCAUAUUUCAGCUGCUGCUCCUCGUGUCAGUCAUGGCAUGUGAGACGAGUGAGAUCUUGACUUUCACUGCACAUGAAGGAGGGAGAGUUGAGAUACAGUGUCCGUAUGAGGCUAAAUAUGAAGAAUAUAAGAAGUAUCUCUGCAGAGGAAAAUGUCCAAUAGUGUUUAUUAAAGACAAGCCUGUUGAAUCUGAAUCAGCAGCAAAAGACAAGAGAUUCUCUCUGAGUGACAAUAAAACAGCCCACAUCUUCACCGUCUCCAUCACUGAUCUGAGAACAGAGGAUCGAGGUCAAUACUGGUGUGGAGUAAAGACUGGAUUUGGAUAUUUUGAUUAUAAGAGAGAGAUUUACCUGGAAAUUAAACAUGAGAGGAUGUCACCCAAACCAUCAGCAACAACAGCUUCAUUUCAGACCAACAAACCAGCGACAGCAGAUACUGAGUCUGACCGAACCGUCACAUCUUCAUCUUCAUCUUCAUCAUCAUCAGUGUUAAUGCUUUUCUCAGGUGCGAUCAGUCCUGUGGCUUAGAGAGUCUGAUUAAAUGUGCAGAGACAUUUGUUUCUCAAGUUUCA